This is a messenger RNA of Punica granatum (pomegranate), 1597 nucleotides long. The record is from RefSeq and is a predicted model, not a curated record. Lineage: Eukaryota; Viridiplantae; Streptophyta; Magnoliopsida; Myrtales; Lythraceae.
GGAACUUCUUGUUGGAGCAUUCGCUUCUCUGGUUGUCAAACCUGCAGUGAGGACAUGACUGAAGUCCGACAAUAUUCCUCCUAAUGGACCACAUUCUUCUGUCUGUUGGAUCUUUGUAUGAAAGCACUAUGGAAGCAAUGAAAUUCUGCCAAAAUUCAGCAUCAGCUUUGCAUUAUGUUUUGGUAUUAAUAGCUCCCUAUAUAAAUUAACCUCUCCAAAUGAUAACAAUCCACUAGAAACUCCACAAUAGAAGGAAAAAGAAAACAGGAGGAAAAAAAAGAAAGGGGGAAAGAUCAUGGCAAUGAAAGUUGAAACUGUCUCUACAGAGACCAUCAGGCCCUCCUCUCCAACCAAAUCUAACCUUAAAACCUUCAAAAUAAGUCUGCUGGACCAGUUGGCUCCUCCAUUUUAUGUCCCUGUUGUCCUCUUCUAUUCUUCUGCUCCUUCUGAUAUCAAUGUAUCAGAGAAGCUGAAGACCUCACUCUCCCAAACGCUCUCCAGCUUCUACCCCUUCUGCGGGAGGCUGAAGGAAAAUGCUUCCAUUGACUGCAGCGACCAAGGGGCGCUGUUCGUGGAGGCCAGAGCUCGCUUCCCGCUUUCGCGAGUCCUCACCGACCCCGACAUUCUGGGCCUCCAGCAGUUCCUCCCUUUCCCUCCGUACAAGCUGAGCUCGGAAGAGGAAGUGGUCUUAGGAGUCAAAGUCAGCUUCUUCGAGUGUGGAGGGGUUGGGAUUGGGGUUUGCAUAUCCCACAAGAUAGCCGAUGGUUGCUCCGUGGCACAGUUCCUUAUCUCAUGGGCUGAGGCAGGGCUUGGAAUUGGCUCCAGCUCAGGAUUUGGGCCCCGCUUGGAUGCCUCGAUGAUUUUCCCGCCCAAAGUCGUGAACUUCCCGAUGCCAGCUGGAGUAAUCAGCGAUGAGAAGCUCGUGACCAAGAGGUUCCGGUUCAAUGGGAAAGGCUUGGCCCAAUUGAAGGCGGAGUUCCCCGGGCUGAAACCGACCAGAGUCGAGGCUGUCACAGCCCUGAUAUGGAAAACUGCACUGGAAGUGGUCAAAAUAAAGCCAGGGGGCUCGGGGAUAUACCCGCCUUCCGCUGUCACUCACAUUGUGAACAUCCGGAGCAGGGCAAGCCCGCCACUGCCUGAGCAGACGCUGGGCAAUCUCUGGCAGUCAGCGGUGGCCCCGCUAAUGGAUAUGGACAAACAAGCACCCCAACUGCACGAUCUAAUGGCUCUGCUUCGGAAGUCUAUCAGAAGAAUGAACGGAGAUUUUGUAAGGGAGCUCCGAGAAGAGAACAGGUUAGCCAAAGCUUGCGAGUCGCUCAUGUCAGCAAGGAAGUUGGCCUCGACAAGUGGUGUGAGAUUUGAGCUCUACAGGUUUAGCAGCUGGACGAGGUUCCCUUUCUACGAGGCUGAUUUUGGGUGGGGCAGGCCCGCAUGGGUCUGCACAACCAGCGUGCCCAUGAAGAAUGUGGUCAUUCUGAUGGGAACAGGACUGGAAGAUGAAGGAAUAGAGGCGUGGGUCACGCUAACUGAAGCAGACAUGGUCAAGUUCGAGGCCUAUGAGGCACUGCUCCAGUUCGUCAUGCCGCCGAGCCAUUAA